Molecule: messenger RNA, 1320 nt
Organism: Dissoconium aciculare CBS 342.82
Lineage: Eukaryota; Fungi; Ascomycota; Dothideomycetes; Mycosphaerellales; Dissoconiaceae
Exons: 1
Coding region: 80-1165 (361 amino acids)
Source: RefSeq, a predicted model, not a curated record
GGCGUCUCUCCUAGAUCUAUUCGCUCUCUCAUUAUUGCUUCUCAUCCUUACCCUUUGCGUCAAAGGCACGAGCACUCAUAUGUCUAUCCCUGUCUGGAUGUUAGGCUUGAUCUCAUACAGCCUUGGAACCGCUAUGACAUUGGCUACCAUAGCCUACAUGUUCUCCCAAUUCGACCGCAUGGGCGAAACGGUAGACCCGAGUCGCAUGAGGAUCUCUUCAGCUGUCGGACUCGUGCUCUGCAGCAUCAGCACCCUCCCGUGUAUCACCAUUUUCGCCUGGUCCUGGCUACAAUUAGCAGCAUCGCGGGAGGGUGUGACUGAUACACGCCGAUCCAGCCACUUCGAUGAAUUCCUGUCCAAGAGUCCGCUGAAGAUCAGGCUCAGUUCAUUGUCGACCCCGUCACUAUUUAGCCGGCGGGCCGCAUCGAUUCCUGCAGUAUCAUCAAUCACGGUGAGCGAGCCCAGCGAGGGUCGCGAGACUCGUGCAAUGAGCUCGAACGCGAAGCUUCCCUCGACAUCAACUUCCUGCGAUAACGAGGAAACUGUCUCAAUUUUCGAACAAGCCGAAGCUGUUCAGAGGGCCAACGAGUUUGCCACCUGGGAAGCAUCUGCUCCGUUUGAAGCGCCAGAUGCAACAUCAGGGCGUAAACUGUGCAGGCCGGCUCUCGAGACCAUUCCAGGAAGCCGACCAGUGUCGCCGUCUGACCCUCGCGAUGGGCCCUUCGAUGGUACGGUGAUAAUUUCUCCUGUCGAAGACGAAUCUCACCCUCUCGCAAGUCUGACUUCGGCUAUCGAGACAAACUCCACACGCCAGCUUUCUCGGUCAGCCAGCCCGUGGCAAUCAAUAUCUUCCUCCGACCAGGCCCACAUCCAUCCUCUAUUCCGCAGUGAAAGUCCUAUACCACCUCCUUUCACUUCACCUGGCACGAUCAUAACCGCAUCACCAUAUGCGGGACAGGUCAUUGGUCCUGACCACGCACUGGCGUCAAGAUUUCCGCGCUCGCCUCAUGGAAGCCGACCGGCAAGUCCUAACCCAAGUAUGAUUCCUAGUCGGCAGGGUAGUUCGAGCCGAAAUCUGUCAGUGGCUUCACUGUCGAUACCCACAGCUGCUCAGCCCAGCCGAUCUCUUACCGGUCUGUCAACCACCUCAACCCCGUCUGGUUAGACUUGAAAGGAUUACAAAAAAAAUUCUGCGGGACGGAAUCCCCUAAUGAGGCGCGUUGUCGCCAUCACCCAUCUCUGUUCUGAUGCGAACUCUCCUGGAAGGCACUGAUGCUGGCAUGAGUGUCAAGACUGUAUUGAGGAGAGGCAGGAGCCGUU